Molecule: messenger RNA, 492 nt
Organism: Dibothriocephalus latus
Lineage: Eukaryota; Metazoa; Platyhelminthes; Cestoda; Diphyllobothriidea; Diphyllobothriidae
Source: the annotation of a GenBank genome assembly
UGCUGUGCCGUGCUUCUGCAAGCGUCAGGACCCCUAAGACAGGCGAUUAUCUCGCAGAUUUCUGUUCUCCUUCCGGUCCUUGAGCGCACUCUCAACUUCUCCAUCGCCUCCUCUGACCUCUCCAGUGGUCUGUUUGGCCUUCUUGCCCUCAUCACUGUUCGUAGUCCUAUCCGGUUGGAUUUACCCAUCACUGAAGUGCUCAGCCCACAUGCCCCCGUCUCCAUUCCUAAUGGCCCGAACCCGCUGGGGUCAGAGGCACCAGCCACUUGGGAACUAUGCCUGACCGAUGGCGGUUUGGGUCGGAAACUGAUCAUGGAGCAGGACCUGUACGGGCGCAUCUACAUUCUGCUGGCCAAACCAAUCCUCCAUUUGACCUCAAAUUACGGUGGGAAGUCUUUGGACCCCCAGCGCGUGAUCAAAGCACUAGUCUCCUGGGUACGUGUUCCUUUCCCCCGCUCCGCCGCCCCCUUCCCCCAACCUGUCCGUCUAUAA